Galeopterus variegatus (Sunda flying lemur) is the source of this 448-nucleotide messenger RNA. RefSeq names its product growth hormone releasing hormone (gene GHRH). Lineage: Eukaryota; Metazoa; Chordata; Mammalia; Dermoptera; Cynocephalidae. The transcript is spliced from 4 exons. Gene Ontology annotation, cellular component: extracellular region; terminal bouton; perikaryon. Gene Ontology annotation, molecular function: growth hormone-releasing hormone activity; neuropeptide hormone activity; growth hormone-releasing hormone receptor binding. Gene Ontology annotation, biological process: positive regulation of growth hormone secretion; growth hormone secretion; positive regulation of cell population proliferation. The coding region runs from base 2 to 325 and encodes 107 amino acids. The record is from RefSeq and is a predicted model, not a curated record.
GAUGCCACUGUGGGUGUUCUUCUUCGUGAUCCUCACCCUCAGCAGUGGCUCUCACUGCUCCCUGCCCCCCUCCAUGCCCCUCAGGAUGCAGCGGUAUGCAGAUGCCAUCUUCACCAACAGUUACCGGAAGGUGCUGGGCCAGCUGUCUGCCCGCAAGCUGCUCCAGGACAUCAUGAGCAGGCAGCAGGGAGAGAGAAACCAGGAGCAAGGAGCAAAGGUACGAUUUGGUCGUCAGGUGGACAGCAUGUGGGUAGACCAAAAGCAGAUGGCGCUGGAGAGCAUCCUGAUGGCCCUGCUGCAGAAGCACAGGAAUUCCCAAGGAUGAAGACUCUGCCUGUGGUUUAGGUUACCUGGAGCCAAAACACAACUGGAUCCAGUUAAUCCUAUUUCAUUUCUGACCUACUUUUUCCUUUGUCAAUACAAUAAAAUUCCUCCAUACUGGUCUGCA